Macroventuria anomochaeta is the source of this 1300-nucleotide messenger RNA. Its product is annotated as WD40 repeat-like protein. Gene Ontology annotation, molecular function: protein binding. Gene Ontology annotation, biological process: mRNA splicing, via spliceosome. The coding region runs from base 131 to 1132 and encodes 333 amino acids. The transcript has a single exon. The record is from RefSeq and is a predicted model, not a curated record. Lineage: Eukaryota; Fungi; Ascomycota; Dothideomycetes; Pleosporales; Didymellaceae. Gene Ontology annotation, cellular component: catalytic step 2 spliceosome.
UAGCUAGUGGGGUUCCUUCUACCUCCACUCCACGCGCACUCGCUCGGAAGGGCAGAUCUUUGCGCGUCUGGCAGCCUCUUCCAGCUUCACGAUGCCUUGAACGGCUUCAGAUCUUGCGAAAGCCGCAAACAUGUCCGCCUUCCCCACCAAGCCUAUCGCCAAACUCACCGGCCACAAUGGCAUCGUACACGCCGUCGCAUACUCUUCUGGCUCGCAGUCAUACAUUCUGACUGGCUCCUCCGAUCGGACAGUUCGACUCUUCAACCCCCAGAAAGCCCCCACAUCCUCGGUUGCGCCUCCCGUCUCGAGCGACUACCCGCCCGGUCUCGUGAAUAAGUACAGCGCGCACGGGUACGAAGUCCUCUCCAUCGAUGUCAACACGGACAACGACAAGUUCGUCUCCACUGGCGGCGAUAAGACAGUCUUUGUGUGGGAUGUGCAGACCGCACAGACAGUGAGGCGCUUCACAGGUCACUCAGGGCGUGUCAACCGCGGUGUCUUUGGUGGAGACGGGGACAGCAUCAUCGCAACCGGGAGCUUCGAUGGCACAGUCAGGAUCUGGGAUAUGAAGUCCAACGCGUACAAACCGAUCAUGACGCUCGACGAUGCCAAGGACAGCAUUACGGAUGUUGCCAUACACGAUGCGGAGAUCCUGGCCGCGAGUGUUGACGGCAGGGUCAGAAGCUACGAUCUCAGAACGGGCAUGUGCCAGGCUGAUGUCAUCGGGUUCUCGUGCACGAGCUUGGACGUCUCAAAGAAGGGUACAGAGAUGCUAGUCAGCUCGCUGGACUCGACCGUCAGGCUCAUGGAUCGCACGAAUGGAGAGCUGUUGAAGGCGUACAAAGAUGAGAUAUUUGUCAACAAGGAUUUGAGAGUCAGAAGCACGCUCGGACUGAAUGACAGUGUUGUGCUGAGUGGCAGUGACGAUGGCAUGGUUUUUGCAUGGGAUAUCAUGGGAGAAGAAUGCAUGCAUCGUUUCAAACACUCGGAGAUGCGCGAGGUGCACGGCAAGGGACCGGCAGUACAGCCAGCCAGCAAGAAGGAGGUUGUGUCGGCUGUAGCGUUUUGCAAGACCAGAAGAGAGUGGGUCAGCGGUGGUGGAGAUGGCAAUGUGAUUGUUUGGGGAGCAUGAGAACUUCGAUAAUGACCCUGAACGAGUUGCAGAACAACAACGACACACGGCCGAGCUUCCAAUGGCGGCAUUUCAUCUCUGAAUUCGGGCUGUAUGCUGUUGACGUUCAUGAAGAUACCCAUCAAUGAGGGAGAGUUCCAAGGCAGCACCACGUCCUUCGAACUUAGC